Messenger RNA from Mesorhabditis belari, 1095 nucleotides. Lineage: Eukaryota; Metazoa; Nematoda; Chromadorea; Rhabditida; Rhabditidae. The record is from the annotation of a GenBank genome assembly.
AUGUCAACAAGGGAGAUCCCUAUCGCUCGUGCAUUCACCCGCUCUCUUUCCUACCGUUCACUUCCGCCAGCAAUGGUGAUGCGACGGAAAUCCGUACAUUAUGGAGAUUUGGACUUGGAUCGAAUCAUCAGGACACUGACACAGGUAAAACCCUGGCAAAAAUCGUUGGACGUUUCCGAGUCGGACAUUCGAAUGGUUUGCGUGUUGGCGAGACAAAUUUUUCUGCAUCAACCGAUGCUUUUAGAGUUGGAGCCACCGCUAAAAAUUGCUGGUGACAUUCACGGUCAAUUCGCGGACCUCUUGCGUCUUUUCCAUUUGUCCGGUUUCCCGCCCGAGUCCAACUAUUUAUUUCUCGGCGAUUACGUGGAUCGAGGACCGAAAAGUAUUGAGACGAUCGUUCUUUUAUUGUGCUAUAAAAUUAAAUAUCCAAAUAAUUUCUUCUUAUUGCGUGGGAAUCACGAGGUGGCAAAUCUGAAUCGAAUAUACGGAUUUUACGAUGAAUGUAAACGACGCUACAGUGUAAAGUUGUGGAAAACUUUUCAAGACGUUUUCAAUUGUAUGCCCGUUGCGGCGCUUAUCGAUAAUAAAAUUUUCUGUUGUCACGGUGGUUUGAGCCCAAAUUUGCGGAGCUUGGACCAGUUGAAGCGGGUCACUCGACCAUGCGAUAUUCAGGAGACUGGCCUUCUCUGUGACAUUUUAUGGUCGGAUCCGGACAAUUCGGUGGUCGGAUGGGCGCCGAAUGAGCGAGGCGUCUCUUAUGUGUUCGGCGCGGAUGUGUUAAGCCAAUUUUUGCAGAAAAUGGAUUUGGACAUUGUCGUGCGGGGGCAUCAGGCAAUCGAGGACGGUUAUGAGUUCUUCGGUCGUCGCGGUUUGGUCACAAUAUUCUCGGCUCCGAACUAUUGUGGAGAGUUCGACAAUGCGGGUGCUGUGAUGAAUGUUGACGAGAAUUUGCUUUGCUCAUUCCAGAUUCUCAAGCCAAUGGAAUACCCUCUGCAAAAGACCUCAGCAAUGGGCGGUCUUGUCAAUCUCGUCAACAUUAAAUUGGCGUCAGAGAAUGGAACGAAAACGCCGAAACGAUUCCGACGAGGCAUCUUA